GGGCCUUCGCUCUUUUCUCGCCCUUCCCCCGCUCCUGACAUGCCAACCCAGCAGUCGGCGGCGUAGCAGCUGCGCAAAAGGUUCCAGGCUUGUUUCUCUUGCGGUGAUUCUGAAGCUUCAGGAUGGAGCUUGAGCUCAUGGAGAAUGAUAUUCUAGAGUCGCUUGAAGACCUAGGUUACAAAGGCCCAUUGUUAGAAGAUGGAGCUCUAACCCAGGCAGCUUCUGGUGGAGCCAGUGCUCCUGAAUAUACCAAACUCUGUGCUUGGCUAGUAGCAGAAUUGCGUUUAUUUUGUAAACUAGAGGAAAAUGUACAAGCGACUAACAGUCCAAGUGAAGCCGAUGAAUUCCAGCUUGAAAUGAGUGGCUUACUGGGUGAAAUGAACUGCCCUUACACAACACUAACUUCAGGAGAUGUCACCAAGCGCCUUCUCAGUCAGAAGAACUGUCUCCUGCUGCUCACAUACCUCAUCUCAGAACUGGAAGCUGCCAGAAUGCUGUGUGUGAAUGCUCCUCCAAAGAAGGCCCAGGAAGGUAGUGGCAGUGAAGUCUUUCAGGAACUGAAAGGCAUAUGUAUUGCUUUGGGCAUGUCGAAGCCUCCAGCCAACAUAACCAUGCUUCAGUUCUUCAGUGGAAUAGAAAAAAAGUUGAAAGAAACACUAGCAAAGGUUCCUGCAAGUCAUGUAGGAAAGCCUUUACUGUCAAAACCACUGGGCCCAGUUCAUUGGGAAAAAAUUGAAGCUAUUAAUCAAGCCAUAGCCAAUGAAUAUGAAGUCCGGAGGAAAUUAUUAGUGAAGCGUCUGGAUAUGACUGUCCAGUCAUUUGGCUGGUCAGAUCGAGCAAAGAGUCAAACAGAGAAAUUGGCUAAAGUCUAUCAGCCAAAGCGUGCCAUGUUAUCCACCAAAGGCACUAUAUCUGUUGCUCACCUCUUGGCAGCGCGACAAGACUUGUCAAAGAUCAUGAGGACUAGCAGUGGGUCUAUCAGAGAAAAGAGUGCAUGUGCCAUUAAUAAGGUGUUAAUGGGCCGAGUGCCUGACAGAGGUGGUAGACCCAAUGAAAUUGAACCACCACCUCCUGAGAUGCCACCAUGGCAAAAAAGGCAAGAUGGUCCUCAGCAGCAAGGUGGUGGAGGCAGAGGUGGAAGAGGUGGCUAUGAAUCAUCAUAUGGAGGUCGUGGAGGCUAUGAACAAGGAGGACAUGACAGAGGAGGCCGAGGAGGAUAUGACCAAGGAGGUUAUGAUAGAGGAAGCCGAGGAGGAUAUGACUCAUAUGGAAGUCGAGGAGGUCAUGAACAUGGGGGUCAUGAACGAGGAGGACGAGGACGUGGUGGUUAUGAACAUGGAGGCAGAGGGGGAGGAAGAGGAGGCAAACCCCAAGGAGGCUGGACUGAUGGUGGAGGAAGUGGCUAUCAAGAUGUCAACUAUAGGGAUAGCAAUUACAGAGACUCAGGCUUUCAAACUAGUGGGUACCAUGGUGGCAGUGGUGGCAAUUAUCAAGGCGGUGGCUAUGGUGGUUACCAAUCUUCAUAUUCAGGAAGUGGAUAUCAAGGUGGCAGUGGCAACUAUCAACAAGACAACAGAUAUCAAGAUGGGCACUCCGGUGAUCGAGGUGGAGGACGUGGCGGUCGAGGCGGACGUGGAGGACGUGGCGGACGUGGCGGGCAAGGAGGUGGCUGGGGAGGAAGAGGUGCACAGAACUUUAAUCAAGGGGGUCAAUUUGAGCAGCACUUCCAGCAUGGCGGUUAUCAGUACAAUCAGUCUGGAUUUGGACAAGGAAGACACUUCACAAGCUGAGGCUACAUAAGCUUCCAUUUUGUUAGAGCUCAUGUAAUAGAAGUCUGUUUAUGAUUUUCUUUUUGAAUUCAAAGCAUACUGCACAUGACUGGCUGCUUUGGGAAAACUAUCUUUGCUUUUCAACAUUUGUGAAGUUACAGACAGUCUGAUGCUUCCUAAAAUCUAAUUGCAGCCUUUCUUCUCCAGGACUCUCAGAACUCUUAAGCUGUGUUUCUGUGUGCUGGAGGAAUCUCUAAACUUGGAGUACAUGCCUGUUUAUCUCAAAAUCAGUAUGUCUUCCUUUUCUGUAUUGGCUUUUUCUUUUCCAGCCUGCUGUUCAAACCAUUUUGAAACUUACUUUUCACCUCGACUUUCUCUAACCAACAAACUCACUGCGAACUUGUACUGUAAAGCUGCAGAUGUGUGUGCAGUUAACUACACAUAAGCCCCAUUGAAGUUAAUUGGCUUUAUGCAUUCAUAACUGCACAUUAUUGCAGCCUAUUUCACUAGCCCUGUGUCUAUUAUAUGAGCUCUACAACUGACAACUUGUUCAGUAGCCUUAUCCUAUCACUCAUUGAAAACAUCACAUGUCCACACCAGAAAUCCCCACAAAAGGUCAUAUCUCAAACCAAGCUACAUUGUGAACAGAUAAUAUGUGUAGCCCUGUGCUUCAGCAUAAUUCAGACUCACUUUCAUCCCUCAAAAAAAUAGUUGAUUCCCCUGACCAGCCUAAUUUUUACUUGAAAUUAGCUAGCAGUAAUGGCAAUUUGAAACCUGUUUUAUGCACGAGUUAAUACCACUGAUCAGCAAAUGCAGGAUGACUUCAUUUUGGCAUUUAACUUAAGACAAAAUGCUCUUCCGCUGGUUUGUUACAUUUUUCCUUACUAAAGUUGCAUCAAUGCGCCUUGCCUGGAUUUUUUUUAGGUGUGUGUGUGCGUGUGCAUACGUGCGUGCGUGUGUGCGCGCACGUGCGCAGAAACAUUGUCAAGCUGUGAAAGAAAAUGGGUGAAGGUGUGCUAUUGUGUAAAAGGUAAGCAAUAAAAGUAUCUGUUCUCUUUA
Messenger RNA from Varanus komodoensis (Komodo dragon), 2828 nucleotides. RefSeq names its product family with sequence similarity 98 member A (gene TSLIG3A). Gene Ontology annotation, cellular component: tRNA-splicing ligase complex. The transcript has 9 exons. The record is from RefSeq and is a predicted model, not a curated record. Lineage: Eukaryota; Metazoa; Chordata; Lepidosauria; Squamata; Varanidae. Bases 123 to 1790 code for a protein of 555 amino acids.